AUGCUACGGUAUAAAGAAAAGGUUCGAAAAAUGUUUUAUCACGCGUACAAUGGAUAUCUCGACUUUGCGUUUCCAUUCGAUGAACUCAAACCGAUCAGUUGUGCAGGCCACGACACGUGGGGCUCGUUUUCUUUAACCCUAAUCGAUGCCCUUGAUACACUGCUGGUGAUGGGUAAUGCAACCGAAUUUCGACGAGCCGUCGAUCUCGUCUUGGCUACCGUAAAUCCCGAAGCGAAUGUGAAUGUGAGUGUCUUCGAAACAAAUAUACGCGUUGUGGGUGGAUUGUUGACAGCUCACAUGUUGGCUGGGAGAGUUGAGGGGAUGCCACUCGAACCCGGCUGGCCUUGCUCGGGUCCAUUGCUGCGACUGGCUGAGAGAAUGGCUGAGAGAUUACUUCCCGCUUUCAACACCGACACGGGAAUGCCAUUCGGAACAGUCAAUUUGAAAUAUGGAGUGCAUAAGACAGAGACUCCGAUCACUUGUACUGCCGGUGUGGGGACAUUUCUGUUGGAGUUUGGCGCUCUCUCGCGUUUAACUGGCGAUCCACAGUAUGAGAAAGCGGCAUUACGAGCCCUCGACGCACUGUGGAAGAGUCGGUCGCCGAUUGGACUCGUCGGGAAUCAUAUCAAUGUGCAGACUGCUGUUUGGACAGCCACUGAUGCAGGGAUUGGAGCCGGAGUUGACUCGUAUUUUGAAUAUUUGGUGAAAGGAGCGCUUCUCUUCCAAAGACCGCAUCUUAUGAAGCAAUUCUAUGAAUUCGAAGAUUCGAUCAAUCGCAACGUUCGUCACGGAGAUUGGUUUCACUGGGUUUCGAUGACAAAAGGAGUCACUUCGCUUCCAAUCUAUCAAUCAUUGGAAGCAUUUUGGCCUGGAUUAUUGACUUUGGUCGGGAAAGUUGAUGAUGCUUCUCGAAUAAUGCUGCAGUAUAGUACGUUGUUGAGAAGAUAUGGAAUUCCACCUGAAUUCUAUCAUUUAACCGAUCAGGAACCGGUGAAUGGCCGGGCAGCUUACCCACUUCGUCCCGAAAUGGCCGAGAGUUUGAUGUAUCUCUACCGGGCAACCGAUGAUCCACACUGGCUAGAGUUAGCUGCUCAAAUGGUUGAUGCAAUCGAAUCGUCAGCGAAGACGCGUUGUGGCUAUGCGACGGUGAACAAAGUGCAAGAUCAUAGCAUUGAAGAUAGAAUGGAGUCCUUUUUCUUGGCCGAAACGACAAAAUAUUUGUAUUUGAUUUUUGAUCCGGAGAAUUUCUUGCACAAUGAUGGGAGUUAUUCGAGAGAGAUUGAGACAACGAAUGGACCGUGUAUUGUCGAAGCUGGUGGCUAUAUUUACAACACAGAAGCCCAUCCACUGGAUCCAUCAAUCAUUCAUUGUUGCUCAGCAAAGAAACAAGCUGAACGAGAAGCGCUUAAUAAAUUCUCAUCUAACAUCGAUUUCGUUUCUUUACUUCAUUUUGAUGAAAUCAUGUUGAAUCGAGAGGAAAUGAGACGAAAAGAGGAUUUGGAUUUAGUUGGGGAAAAGAAAAGAACUGAGAAAAGCGAAUACAUCAAACAACAAUAUGGAAGUGAAGAGCUCGAGUUUGAGGUAGAUCCAUCAUUUAUCCAAAAACGGAAACCAACACUUCAGGAGAUUUUCGAUCAAGCUGAAAUUAAAGAUUUCAUUCGUAAAGCUCGUCUAAUGGAUGAGGAUUCGCAGAAAAAGAAAAAUGAGAAAGGAAUCGUUGUGAAUUUGGCGGAAACGAUUAGAGUAACACUGGAGGAGAUCGCGAACGAGACGACGCACUUAGACGAUGAGAAGAUCGACUGGUCGAUAAUCAGCAAAAUGGUGUUGCAGAAAAGCGAAGCAGUCAAAGUGCGCGUGAUUCAGACAAAGGUUACGAACGCUUGUGUUCUCCUCGAUCAAAUCGGAUAUUCGGCCAUAUGGCGUCGAUUUUUGUCGACAAUUUAUGAGCAUCACAUUUACCCAAAAUAUCGAAUUCCGUUUACUCAAGGACCCGCCUGUUUUGCUGGAGAAGAGCCGAGAGAAGCCGAUAAUUAUCAGACAAAACAUCCUGAUAACAAGCAUCGAAUCUAUCCGGGCGAUCUCGAUCUUUCGAUUUCGCAGUUUUCUUUGGGGAGACCAUAUGUUUCAAUGGAAUCUGAGGGAUUCGAGUUUCUGACCGCUCCAAUUCCCGGUUUUCGCUCGAAAUUCUACGGCCUUGGCUUCACAAGUGCAGCCAAUUUUUCAAUCAAAGCU
Mesorhabditis belari is the source of this 2232-nucleotide messenger RNA. Lineage: Eukaryota; Metazoa; Nematoda; Chromadorea; Rhabditida; Rhabditidae. The record is from the annotation of a GenBank genome assembly.